AUCAGCAUGUCCUACAGCUGCUGCUCUGGAAACUUCUCCUCCCGCUCCCUUGGGGGUUACCUGCGCUACCCAAGCUCCUCCUGUGGUUCCUCCUACCCCAGCAACCUGGUCUACUGCACGGACCUCUGCUCUCCCAGCGCCUGCCAGCUGGGAGCCCCCAUCUACGGCAGCUGUCAGGACACCUGCUGCGAGCCCACCAGCUGCCGGACGUCCUGCGUGGUGUCCAGCCCCUGCCACGCGUCCUGCUACCGCCCGAGGACCUCCACGCUCUGCAGUCCCUGCAGGUCAACUUACACUGGAUCUCUGGACUGUGAGUCCCUCAGAAGCUACUGCCUGGGGUAUGGACCUAGAAGUUCUGACUCCCUGGGCUGUGGAUCCCGGGGCUUCAGAGCCCAGGGUUAUGGAGUCUCUGGCUUCCCUUCCCUGAGCUGUGGAUCCAGCCUCUGCCGCCCUACCUACCUGGCUUCUGGGAGCUGCCAAACUUCUUAG
Molecule: messenger RNA, 489 nt
Organism: Hyaena hyaena (striped hyena)
Lineage: Eukaryota; Metazoa; Chordata; Mammalia; Carnivora; Hyaenidae
Product: keratin-associated protein 13-1-like
Exons: 1
Coding region: 7-489 (160 amino acids)
Source: RefSeq, a predicted model, not a curated record